AGGCUGGGCGGCGUGGUACCGCCCGGAGGGACUGCCAGGGGAGGUGGCUGUGCCACCGCCCCACGGCGGGACCCCCGUGGGGAACGGUGCGGGCGGCGAGCGCGGAGCCAGCAGAGCCACCCUUGGGGCAGACACCUGCCACUCCGUGAGCUGAGGGGACUUGGGGCCUCUGGGUGAGCCUGGCUCUUCCUCCCACCCAGCAGCCACCCUCCACACGUCUCCCUGCCAGCUCUCGCCCUGUGCUGCCAGAGGCUGUCACCAUGACCCUCACCAAAGGCUCCUUCACCUACUCCAAUGGGGAGGAGUACCGUGGCGAGUGGAAGGAAGGUCGCAGGCACGGUGUUGGGCAGCUGACGUUUGCCGACGGGACUGCUUACGUGGGGCACUUCGAGAACGGGCUCUUCCACGGCUGCGGCAUGCUCACUUUCCCUGACGGCUCCAGGUACGAGGGGGAGUUUGUGCAGGGCAAGUUCAACGGCGUUGGCGUCUUCACCCGCUGCGACAACAUGACCUUUGAGGGCGAGUUCAAAGGCGGGCGUGUGUAUGGCUUUGGUCUCCUGACCUUCCCCGACGGCUCCCACGGGGUGCCCCGCAACGAGGGCUUCUUUGAGAACAACAAGCUGCUGCGGCGGGAGAAGUGCCCAGCUGUCAUCCAGAGGGCCCAGGGCGCCUCCAAGUCUGCCCACAACCUGACGGCGUGAUGGUGCCCCGCGCACCGCUCCCACUGCGGUGGGGACCCCCAUACCGGGCAUUGGCUGGCCCCGCCAUCCCCAGAGCAGGGAUGCAGCACUUCUGGGUGUCCGCCCUGCCCUCUGCUCGCCGGCCUCCCAGCCUUGGCAGAGCCAGGGGUCUGCACCAAGCCCCCUUGCUGAACCCCUGCCAGUGGGGGGACGGGGCCCCCUGCUCUCCACCCAAGUGCCCUGGGGGGGCCAUGGUGCCUUCUCCCUCUGGCUGUAGCCCUGGCACCCGCCAGAGCAGCUGGGGCCCAGCCCCCUCAGGAAGGCUGCAGACCACUGGGGCAGCCAGCCUGCCGCAGGGGAUGGAGCAGGGCUGUAUGGGCCGGGGCUGGGCCCUGACCCCACUGCCAGGGUGCCUUGGCCAUGGGCUGCUGGCCGGACCACAUGCCUGCAGAGGGGCAGUUCCUUGCCUGCUUCGCUACCCUGAUCCUGAGGCAGGGUGGGCACCCUGGGCACCCUGUGGCCUGCACCCACAGCUGUGGGUGACUGGCCAUCCCACUGUGUUCCCUGGGUGUCCCCCCACAUGCCCUGGGCAGGGUGACAUGGUGCCCCUGAGGACCCAGCUGUUCACAGGGCCAGCCAGUGGGCUGUGUCCCCCGCACCCCUGUGCCAAUCCAGACCACCACUGCCUUGGGACAUCAGCAGCAGCACCCCCACCAAGGGGGACUGGGAGACGUCCAGCCUGGCCCAUGCCUACUGCACUCUGCGGGAGGGCAGGAGCAAUGGUGAGCAGGAGCAGGGUCAGCCAGAUCCUGGGGUGAGGGGCACGAGCAGGGCUGUGUGGGGUGCCAGGGCUGGAGCAGGGAGCCUGGGCAGGGUGGGUGGGGACAGGGGCAUGGUGAAGGGGCAGGCGGGGUGGGCAGGGAGCACAGAGCUCCCUGUCUUGGCCCCCGCACGCAUCCUUCAUCUCCCCGCUGCGUGCUCACCUUCACCCCUGGUGUGGUCUGGCUGGCCACGGUGCGGGGGUCCUGGCAGCCCUUGCAGCCCAGUGGUGAGCUGCAGGGGCCGUGCCCUCCUGGCCAGUCUCUGCCCGCACCGGUCCCGUGCCUUGCCGUGACCCUGCCUUGUGCUGCUGCCUGCAUGGGCCUCAGCUGAGUAAACCAUGUUGCCAAA
Phalacrocorax carbo (great cormorant) is the source of this 1850-nucleotide messenger RNA. NCBI's taxonomy places the organism in Eukaryota, Metazoa, Chordata, Aves, Suliformes, Phalacrocoracidae. The record is from RefSeq and is a predicted model, not a curated record.